CAAUUCUUCCUGAUGAUUUGACAAUAAAUAUAAGCCGUUAGAAGAGAAAGAGCCAUCAUGGUCUACCUAAGAAAGGGAGACUAUGUGUGGAUUGAACCCAAGGUCCAGGGGGAGUUUGAUGUGUCUAUUGGGGCUAAAGUGAAGUCUAUUGAUGCUUCCCAGAUAGUAUUAACAGAUGAUGAUGGAAAGGACCACUUUGUCAAGCCUAAUACCAAGCUAAAGCCUAUCCAUGUCAGUUCUAUAGCUGGCAUAGAGGACAUGAUUGGACUGGGGGACCUCAAUGAGUCUGGCAUCCUGAGGAAUCUGUACAUUCGUUACUAUGACAACCAUAUUUAUACAUACACUGGUUCCAUUUUGGUGGCUGUCAAUCCCUACCAGAUCCUCCCCAUCUACACAUCAGAGGAAAUAAAGCAAUACAGAGACAAGAAGAUCGGUGAACUUCAACCACAUAUAUUCGCUAUUGCUGAUAACUCAUACAAUAAUAUGCGGAGGUAUCAUCAUGACCAGUGUGUCAUCAUCAGUGGAGAAUCAGGUGCUGGUAAAACAGAGUCAACCAAGUUGAUCCUUCAGUUCCUGGCAGCAGUCAGUGGUCAACAUUCCUGGAUAGAACAACAAAUCCUAGAAGCUAACCCCAUCAUGGAGGCAUUUGGAAAUGCCAAAACUAUACGAAACGACAACAGUAGUAGAUUUGGAAAGUAUAUUGAUAUCCACUUUAACGAGAAAGGGAGUAUAGAGGGAGCUAAGAUCGAACAAUAUUUGCUGGAGAAGUCACGUAUUGUAAAUCAGAUGCAUGAUGAGAGAAACUACCAUAUAUUUUACUGCAUGUUAGCUGGUCUCACAAAUGAACAGAAACAGAAACUAGACCUGCUAUCCGUUGAUCAGUACAACUAUUUAAUACAGGGUGGAGAUACAACAUGUGAGGGUCGAGAUGAUGCCAAGGAAUUUGCAGAUAUUCGAUCUGCAAUGAAAGUGCUCAUGUUCAGUGACCAGGAAGUCUGGGAUAUCUUAAAGACCCUCUCUGCCCUGCUGAGCUUAGGUAACAUUAGGUACACAGAAAAGGAAGUGAAGAAUUUAGCAGCCUCUGACAUCAAAGAUAUUUCCUAUGUGAACAAAGCAGCUAGGUUAUUAGAGGUCAGGGCAAAUGACCUUAAAGAAGCACUGACCACCAAAACUAUAUUUGCACAAGGAGAGACAGUUGUCUCUACAAUGGACACUGGCCAAUGUCUGGAUGUUAGGGACGCUUUUGUGAAGGGUAUUUACGGGCGAAUGUUCAUCUGGAUCGUGGAAAAAAUCAACAAUGCAAUUUUUAAACCUAGAAAAAUGAAAGGAGCUUAUAGGAAGUCUAUAGGAGUGCUGGAUAUCUUCGGUUUUGAGAACUUUGAUAAAAACAGUUUUGAGCAGAUGUGUAUUAACUAUGCCAAUGAGAACCUACAGCAGUUCUUUGUGAGACACAUCUUCAAACUGGAACAGGAAGAAUACAACAAUGAGUCCAUCACCUGGCACCAUAUAGAGUUCGUUGACAACCAAGAUGCCUUAGACAUGAUUGCAGUGAAGCCACUCAAUAUUAUUGCCCUUGUUGAUGAGGAAUCCAAGUUUCCACGGGGUAACGAUGCUAGUAUGUUGAACAAAUUACAUGCCACUCAUGGCAACAACAGGAACUACUUAAAGCCCAAAUCUGACAUCAAUGUCAUGUUUGGACUGAACCACUUUGCUGGGGUUGUGUUUUAUGAUUCUAGAGGUUUCCUUGAGAAGAACAGGGACACAUUUAGUAGUGAUCUAGUACAGCUCAUACAGACCUCUGGCAACAAGUUCCUUAGCAAGAUGUUUGAGAAGGAGUACACAAUGGGUACAGAGACGAGGAAACGUACCCCAACACUUGGCACACAGUUCAAGAAAUCUCUAGAAUCCUUGAUGAAGACUCUAAGUGCUUGUCAGCCAUUCUUUGUGAGAUGUAUCAAGCCGAAUGAACAAAAGAAGCCAUUGAUGUUUGACAGAGAACUGUGUACACGUCAGCUGAGGUAUUCUGGGAUGAUGGAGACCAUUAGGAUCAGGAGGGCGGGAUAUCCAAUACGUCAUAGAUUUGCUGAAUUUGUAGAUCGAUACCGCCUUCUAGUGUCUGGGGUACGGCCUGCUCAGGUAGAGGAAUGUAAAGGUGCAACACUAAAAAUCUGCAAAGCUGUGCUAGGAUCUGCUGAUUUCCAACUUGGGAAAACCAAGGUCUUUUUGAAGGAUGCCCAGGACGUGUUUCUGGAGCAGGAAAGAGAGCGAGUGCUUGCGGCCAAGAUCAUUGUCAUCCAAAAGGUGCUAAAGGGUUGGUUCACCCGCAAGAAGUACCAGCGAAUGAGGCAGUCUAUUGUCCUAUUACAGGCUGUAUUGAAGGGGUAUGCAGCUAAAAAGCGAUAUGAAAAGAUGCGUCAAGGUAUGAUGCGAAUGCAGGCCUUGUAUCGUUCUCGUAUGCUGACAAACCGCUUCAACCAACUCCGCUCAAAAAUGAUUGAGUUCCAGAAAUAUUGCCGUGGUUACCUGGCACGUCGUCAAGUUGAGAGACGCCACAAGGGUGUACUGGUCUUGCAGUCUGCAAUACGACGUGCACUCGCACAGAAGCUGUAUCAAAGGAUGAAGAUUGAGCAUCGCAAGAGAAUGGAGGCUGAGCGCAUGCGUCGUGAAGAGGAAGAGAAAUUACGGCGCCAGAUGAAUGCAAAGAAGGCAAAGGCAGAAGCUGAAAGACUGCAUCAGGAGCGUCUGAAGAAAAUUGAAAAGGAGGCCGAGGAGGAACAAGACCGACAGCGCAAGGAAAUGAUUCAGAAGAAAACUGCAAUUGAGAAUGCUGAACUACGCAAGAAUGAGCCAGUGGAUGACGGCAAAAUGGUUGAUGAUAUGUUUGGCUUCAUUAAUGAUCAGUCAGGAGAUUCUGAAACAACUGGACCAGCAGCCUUCAAGGAUUUGGAAGAGUCGCGAAAACGAGCCAUGCAGGAAAAUGGCUACGACACAGUCAGAUUACCUGUACCCCUCAUGGACGAUGAUGAAGACAUCUCUGAGUAUAAGUUCGCUAAAUUUGCUGCCACUUACUUCCAAGGAAACACCAAUCAGGAGUAUAUAAGAAGAGUAAUCAAGCAGCCAUUGUUACAGCUGAAGAAUGAAGGAGAUCAAUUGGCAUCACUAGCUGUCUGGAUUACUAUCCUGCGAUUUAUGGGAGAUCUUCCAGAACCCAAAUACCACACAUCAAUGUCUGACUCAAAAGAUACAACACCAGUUAUGACGAAGAUCUACUCCACUCUUGGACGCAAGUUCAAUAAGAAAGACUUGGAAGAGGCUCAACGUAUGGGAACAGAACUUGAGAAAGAACCUACACUACCAGCAAGGGCUGCAAAAAGAAGUAUGCGCAAAAAGCUCGUCUCAUUGACGCUGAAAAAGAAGUCAAAGAUCACUGAAGAAGUUGCUAACAAAUUAAAAGAUGGCGAGUACACAGGAUCAGGAAAUGCACUCCUUGAAGAUCGACCAACUUCAAAUCUUGAGAAAUUACAUUUUAUCAUUGGUCAUGGUAUCCUCAGACCUGAAUUGAGGGAUGAGAUUUACUGCCAGAUCUGUAAACAGCUGACUAAGAAUCCUUCCAAGAGCUCACAUGCCAGAGGCUGGAUCCUACUAUCUCUUUGUGUAGGAUGCUUUGCACCCUCGGAAAAGUUUGUAAAGUACUUGAGAUGCUUUAUCAACGAUGGUCCACCUGGAUACGCCCCCUAUUGUGAGGAGCGAUUGAGACGUACAUUUGGUAACGGAACCAGGAACCAGCCACCCAGUUGGCUAGAGCUUCAGGCCACAAAAUCGAAGAAACCAUUGAUGCUGCCUAUUACUUUCAUGGAUGGAAACACAAAGACAUUGCUCGCAGACUCUGCCACGACUGCACGAGAACUCUGCCAGCAGUUGUCUGAAAAAAUAGGUCUUGGAGAUCAGUUUGGAUUCUCACUUUAUAUUGCUCUAUUUGAUAAGGUGUCAUCACUGGGCAGUGGAGGAGAUCACGUCAUGGAUGCUAUCUCACAAUGCGAGCAAUACGCCAAAGAGCAAGGAGCACAAGAAAGAAAUGCACCUUGGAGAUUGUUCUUCAGAAAGGAGAUUUUCGCUCCAUGGCACGAUCCCAGUGAGGAUGCCAUAGCAACCAACCUGAUCUACCAACAAGUAGUCCGUGGAAUCAAGUUUGGCGAAUACAGAUGUGAUAAGGAUGAAGAUCUUGCAAUAAUAGCUGCUCAGCAGUACUACAUUGACUAUGGGGCAGAUAUGAUACCUGAACGUCUGCAAUCCUUACUGCCAUCAUACAUUCCUGACAGCAGUUUACAACCUGGAAAAUCCCUCAGUUAUUGGAUGAAUGCAGUAAUGGGAGCACACAAGAAAAGUUACUUUGCCAGGGAUCGAGUUCCACCACUUCGUGUUAAGGAGGACAUUGUCAAUUAUGCUAAAUACAAAUGGCCACUGUUGUUCUCUAGAUUUUACGAAGCUUAUAAAUUUGCUGGUCCUAGCCUGCCGAAGAAUGAUGUCAUUAUUGCUGUCAAUUGGACUGGAGUUUACGUGGUAGAUGACCAGGAACAAGUUUUGCUGGAACUGUCAUUCCCAGAAAUCACUGCUGUUUCCAGUAGCAGAACUGGCAAGAUGCAUGGGCAGAGCUUUACUUUGGCUACUGUAAAAGGUGACGAGUACACUUUCACGUCACCAAAUGCAGAAGACAUCCGUGAUCUUGUUGUCACAUUCCUCGAGGGACUGAAGAAGAGGUCAAAGUUUGUUAUUGCUCUCCAGGACUAUAAAUCUCCAGGUGAAGGAUCAUCGUUCCUAAGCUUUACUAAAGGCGACCUGAUCAUUCUGGAGCAAGAGAAUGGUGAGGCCGUCAUGAACUCCGGAUGGUGCUACGGGGAAUGUGCACGUACGGGACAGAGAGGAGAUUUCCCUGCUGAAUGCGUAUACGUCCUACCCACCAUUACAAAGCCACCUCCAGAGAUCUUGAACUUGUUCGCACAGACUUCUGGCGAGGCCUCCGAAAAAAUGGCUGCUGUUUCCCAAGCUGCAAUGGCUCCAUCUGAACCCACAGAAAAGCCGCAUACUUUAGAGGAGUACUCAUACGACCACUUUAGGCCCCCACCUAAGAGGACCCUUACAAAGACCCUGUCUCUCUCAAGUGCUAAACGACGCAAGGCAGAUGAACUCUGGCGUUAUUCAAAGGAGCCCCUGAAACAGCCACUUCUGAAGAAACUACUGGGCAAAGAUGAACUGGUACAAGAAGCUGUUAUGUGCUACCUAGCAUUACUCAAGUAUAUGGGAGAUCACCCUUCAAGGAGGAGCAGAAACGGAAAUGAGCUCACAGAUCAGCUUUUUGAGCCUCCACUGAAAAACGAACUUCUAAGAGAUGAGAUCUAUUGUCAAAUCAUCAAACAGCUGACUGACAACAGGAAUCGUGUCAGUGAGGAGCGUGGCUGGGAGUUGAUGUGGCUCGUCACUGGAUGUUUUGCACCGAGCACCAAUCUACUGAAGGAAGUUACGUUAUUCCUCAGAUCCAAGAUCAACCAGUUUGCCCCUGAUUGCCUGAAUAGACUGCAAAAGACAUUAAGGAAUGGACAAAGAAAGUACCCCCCUCACCAGGUAGAAGUAGAAGCCAUACAACACAAGACAACACAGAUAUUCCAUAAAGUCUACUUCCCCGACGACUCUGAUGAGGCAUUUGAGGUUGACUCAAGCACCCGGGCCAAGGACUUCUGUCAGAACAUUGGGAGCCGUUUAGAUUUGAAAUCUUCUGAGGGCUUCAGCCUCUUUGUAAAAAUAGCUGACAAAGUCAUCAGUGUACCAGAAGGUGAUUUCUUCUUCGACUUUGUAAGACAUUUAACUGAAUGGAUUAAAAAAGCACGCCCGGCAAGAGAGGGUAUCAACCCACAGUUUACGUAUCAAGUGUUUUUCAUGAAGAAACUGUGGUCUACAACUGUACCAGGAAAAGAUAGAAAUGCUGAUGUUAUCUUCCAUUAUCAUCAAGAACUUCCCAAAUUGCUACGUGGCUACCACAAAUGUACUAAGGAUGAUGCUUCAAUUCUGGCGGCAUACAUCUACAGAGUCAAAUUAGGAGAUGACAAAACUGGACUUCAGAAUAUCCCACGGAUGAUGCGUGAACUUGUACCUGCUGACUUGCAUCGAUCACAGAGUCCAGAUGACUGGCGAAGGGCAAUUGUACAAAAUUAUAACAAGAACGCCAGUAUGAACCAAGAAGAAGCCAAGAUAGCAUUCCUUAAACACAUCUAUAGAUGGCCUACAUUCGGCUCUGCUUUCUUUGAAGUGAAGCAAACUACAGAGCCUAAUUUCCCAGAAAUUUUAUUGAUAGCAAUCAACAAACUUGGAGUGAACCUGAUACAUCCCCAGACAAAGGAGAUACUUGCUACCCACCCAUUCACUAAAAUCUCUAACUGGAGUAGCGGGAAUACAUAUUUCCAUAUGACAAUAGGCAAUCUAGUACGCGGCAGUAAAUUGUUAUGUGAGACUUCUUUGGGAUACAAAAUGGAUGAUCUCUUGACGUCAUACAUCAGUCUCAUGCUCACAACUAUGAACAAACAACGGACAUUGCGGAGAUAACACAGCCCCAUCUAUUGAUCGUGGACUGAUUUCUGUCCUAACAAGGACCUUUUUGGUCAGAGAAACAAGAAAGAAAAGCUUAUAAGUAGUUAUCAAUUAUUGAAUGUUCAGGUUUUUAUUUAAUUUAAUUUCAAAAAAUUUUCUUUUUAUUUCUGUUCAAAAAAAAGAAAGUUUUUGGAAUUGACUCAAAUGUUAAUAUAUUUAUUAAAUGUUUUGUAUGAGAAACUUGUAUUGAGAAGUUUAUGAUAUUUUUUUGCAAAUAGGCAUUGGUUCAAUAAAACACUUAAAGAGAAACAAUACGAUAAGCAGAAGGAUAGAUGCAUUAUGGGUAAUCAUGACCCCACCAUAUAUAUUUUUCAGUAUAGUUAAUCUCGCACUUUAUUCUCACCAUUUUUUCGUGUGAAUAUUAAGCAUGAUGGGAUUUAAUUGAUGGAGAGAAAUGAGGAAAAUAAAUUGUUAAACAAAAUGAAUUGUUUGAAAGAGUAAUCUAAUUGUUGAAAAAUUGGUUGAAAAGUUCAACUAAAAAGUUUAUUUUAUAAUUAAGCAACAGUGUAUAUUAGUUAGGGUGCAUAUUAAAUUAUCCUCCGAUCACAUGGCUUCAAAAUCCAGAAUAUAAUCUUUCUCUUUUUCCCCUGCGAUAAGCAGUUAGCAUU
Owenia fusiformis is the source of this 7247-nucleotide messenger RNA. Lineage: Eukaryota; Metazoa; Annelida; Polychaeta; Sabellida; Oweniidae. The record is from the annotation of a GenBank genome assembly.